CGGCGUGUCGUGCCGCCAAGGGAGUGUCGCCGGCCAUCUCGACGCCCUCUCGAACCGCUUGGACUCGCGACGAUUCCGACCGAUUCUCGCCGGCCCACCAUGCUUCGUUCUAUGUUCCUCUUGACGGCUGUGGUCGAGCGCCGGCUGCAUUCGCGAGAUUGCGACGCUGUUCCCUGAUCGGGUGUUCUCGAAGAGUUGCUUGGACGAGACAUCGUUUGGGUUUCCAUGGUAGGAUCGUCGAACGAUACCGAAGUGUAGUUGGUUUUAUUGGCUACGAGAACUCGAACUAGCGGAGUCGUACGUAAAGAGUGACUCGAGGAAAUUAGGAUCGCGAGUGAAAGGAUCCGCGGCUCGUUGAGAAGAUAACACACGGCCAGGGUGUUGCGUGUUCGAAGAACGAUCGGACAGCUUCGAUCUUGGAAGAAUAGAGAGACGUAUCCCGAUUCGGCAUGACGAGACGCACCAGGGGACGGUAGUUCCUGGUUGAUAGGGAUGUCCUCGUGACAUGUUACCCCGUGACCUUGGCUGUCGCGACUACAACGCUGUCGUCCGUGGAGAGGCACGCCUCCUGGCGCACGGAUCGAGCGAGGAUAACGGUCGAUCGGUGUCGUUUCAUCCACGUGGAGUCGAGUACCGCCUGCUGCCCGUGCUGCAGGUGAAACCUGAUUACGCGGUCCCGUAUGUUCUCUGCUGGAGGGUACCCAGCACGACGAUCCACAGGAUCCAGGUCCCGCUACAGCAUCAUCAUCAGCAUCACCGACAACAUCGUUAUCAGCGUCGCCAUCGACAGCGUCGUCGCCGACACUUUCAAGCAACGGCUACGCCUCGAAGACAUCCUGUCCCGUUCUUCGCGGCGUCCAGCUAUCCUUUUCCAUACGCUUGUAGUAGCUCGCAGCGAGGCGAUCUUCCUACAGUAUCUGGUAUGGAAACAAGGUACAAAGCGAAUCGUUGCGUGAGCGGGGGCGGUGGCCGCGGAAACAGUGCGACUGGCGGUACCGGAGGCGGUCUAGGUAACGGAGGCAGCGGCCGCGGGGGCGGCGGGGGCGGUAGCCCCGGUAGGGGCGGCGGCGGAGGCGGAGGAGGCGGCGGCGGAGGCGGCGGAGGAGGCGUUGGAGGAGGCGGAGGUCGCGCCGGAGGAAUAGACGGUGGUGGCGCGGUACCUGCUACGCCACCGACCAUCAGCCGUUACCACCACCGCUACCACCAUCAUCACCAUCACCAUCAUCAUCGUAAUCACGACCACGUCACCACGACCACCACGGCGGACGCCACUACCAUCACUGGCGUCGCCUGGCAUCUCAGGCACAAACUACCCCUUGGAAAACAGUGCCUCGAACAUCGUCUUCAACACCGGCAUCACCAUCGGUCCCCCUAUCGGGCCGUAAACAUGGGCCAAAAGAUUUCAGGCGGUGUGAAAAGCGUGACACGUGAGGCCGCAGCUGGAUCUGUUGGUGGAGUUGGCGUCGGUGGUGGCGGCGUCGUAGCGUACAAACCCGUGGUACCAAGAGAGCUGGCGCAACACUUCGCGAGGCCACCACGGCUCGAUGUCCUGCUCGACAUGCCACCCGCCUCGCGGGAGACGCAGAUUCAUCAUAGCUGGAACGCCAACGACCGUAGCCUCAACAUAUUCGUCAAGGACGAUGACAAAUUAACGUUUCACCGACACCCAGUGGCUCAAAGCACAGAUUGCAUAAGGGGGAGGGUAGGAUACACGAAAGGUAUGCAUGUCUGGGAACUGUUCUGGAGCACGAGGCAAAGAGGCACGCACGCCGUAGUGGGCGUCGCGACGGCAGAGGCACCUCUUCACAGCGUCGGAUACCAGAGCCUGGUUGGUAAUAAUGAACAAAGUUGGGGUUGGGAUCUCGGUAGAAACAAGCUUUUGCACGACUCGAAGAACAAUGCCGGUGUCACGUACCCGGCUCUACUUAAACCCGACGAAACGUUCAUUGUCCCUGACAAAUUUCUGGUGGUCUUGGACAUGGACGAAGGUACGUUAGCUUUUGUCGUGGAUGGUCAAUACCUUGGAGUCGCAUUCAAAGGCCUUAAAGGCAAAAAGCUGCAUCCUAUUGUAUCCGCUGUAUGGGGACACUGUGAGAUCACGAUGAAAUACAUCGGUGGACUUGAUCCUGAACCAUUGCCUUUGAUGGAUCUUUGUCGAAGAGUGAUUCGAAAACGAAUCGGCAAGGAUAAGAUAGACGAGAAAGUGAAUGCGCUGAGCUUGCCGUUAGCGGUGAAGACUUAUCUCCUGUAUCGUGACAGGAGGUAACUACCGAGUGCUGGCUCCGAAACUACUACCACCACGAUUACGACUGUUAACACCACCGCCCUACUGAAUCAUUGCCACCACGACGCACAGGGGAACGCCCGCUACCCCGUCGCAAGCCACCGAACGCACCAGACCAUAAGCCGCUUGUACGAUCCAUGGUGUUUGUAUGCAUGUAAGGAUAAGUCGAGACGAGCACGAUCAACGUGGUCACGUACAUUGUCGUCGUCGUCUUCGUCUUCGUCUACGUCUACGUCUACGUCUACGUCUACGUCUACGUCUACGUCUACGUCUACGUCUACGUCUACGUCCUCGUCUUCGUCUUCGUCUACGUUUACGUCUACGUCUACGUCUACAUCUACGUCAUCCUCAUCGUCAUCGUUGGCAUGAUAUUUGUCACCAUUAUCAUAUGUUCAUCAUUGUCGUUGUCAUAGUCGUUGUUAAUCUGAUCGUUAUCGUUAUUGUCGUUCCCGCAUACAAGCGGACGAAGCUACGUGAAAAAAAAAAAAGAAAAAUCGGACGCGCAGACGGGACACAUACGUGAACCGUAUCAGGUCUAGCGAAUUAUUUAGAUAAUGUUGUUGUCUUGUGUUAACGUCGACAUGAUUAAUAUCGUGACGGAGUUUUUAUUAAUUGUUAAUAAUGAAAAAGUGACGUAAGAUGCAGUUAAAUAGGUUUCCAAGCACACAUCGUUCGACGCUGUUAUUUUUUCAUUUUAUUUUCUUUUUCUUUUCUUUUUUUUUGUAGUCAUUUAAGUUGUCGCGUUACUAGAACGUUCUGCGUCUGACGAAGAAGAUGCAAGGUGAGAAAUCGAGGACCUGAGUGUGAGGAUGAGAACACAUACGCGUGCGGCUCGGUCAAGAGGAAAAAUCAAUAGAGAAAAAUGAUCACAAGGAAAAUAUUUCUUGACACAGUUGGCCAGUAAAACGUUUAGUCGAAUCUAAAGGCUGAUAUGAAUAACGUUUCGGUUAUUAGUCAACGAUGGGUAGCGGGCUCGUUCUAGUCCGGGCACACUGCGCUGAUAGAAAACGAGAAGACGAUGGGAUAGAAACAUACAUUUGCUUCACUACUUGAGUGAAGAUAAAGAAUCGACGAAACUUCAAGUAGAUGUCACUAUACGGAUAGUUGUUGCUCAUGCGACUAUCGAAAAUGAAAAUGUGUUUAUAGUGACGAAAAUGCCAGUCGAUCGAACAGCCACCUUCCAAUAGACUCAUUUUUCAAAUAUUUUCUAAGCAUGCUAGGUCUAAUAAAAUAUAGUGGUGUACAUGGUUCGUGGAUGGACACGAGAAAAACGAAAGAGAAUUUUAAGAGAUAUACAUAUAUAUAUAUAUAUCGCAUAUGCAUAUAUACAUAUACAUAUAUACAUAUACAUAUAUAUAUAUAUAUAUACAUGCGAUUCAAUGAGUAACACGCCUCUGAUUGUUCUAUGUAUUUCAUCUUAUUUUGUUGUUCGUUUAGUUAGAAAAAAGCCCUUAAAGAAAGCAUACGUAUCACAGUUAGAAAUUAUCACUAAAUGACGUUUGAGCGGAACUCCACGAACAAAGGAGCCACGAAAAUUUAUAGCGUUAUACGAACAUCGAUCAUUUGAAGAUGUUUUAACGGAACUGGACGAAGAGAAAAGCGAUAGACAGCAGUAACUUACAGCGAUUAAGUUAAUUAAAGUAAAAAAAAAGCAAGAAGAAAACGAAGAAGAUUAGGUGUACGUAGUUAAACGUUUAGGGCGAGCGAACGAACACGGUCAUAUUACGGCUGAGUAUAUUCCAAACACGAAUUAAAACUGACUGGGAGAGUGAAAAAGAGAGAAAAAGAACUGCUGCGGCACCAGUGUGUGAAUGUUAUGUUUAUGAUACAAUGCAAAUCAUGCCGACGAUCCUGAAAAUAUAAUCACGAUGACGAUGACGGCCAUGAAUGAAUUGCGAUGAUAGUAAAAAAUUCUAUCGGGCGUGUUGCUACCUAUACUAUUAGCAUGACAAAUUAUGACUGGUCCCUAGUAACUCUAAUCUUACGUUUAAUCUUAUGUUUGUCGCUUAAGUUUAAUCAUAAUGUGCCGUUUAUCGGCGAUGUCGAUUUGUACAUAGGAUAUAAUUAUAAUAAUGAUAACAAUAAUAAUAAUAUCUAUCGGUACGACAAUGAAUGUAUUGUGGGUUGUGAUUGUAUCAAAGACCGUAAGGACGAACCGAAUGCGAGAAAGGAAAAGAAAAGAAAAGAAAAGAAAAGAAAAGAAAUGAAAAGAAAAAGAAAAAAAAAAGAAAAGAUAAGCAAAUAUAAGCAGAAUCCUAUCGUAUGAAAAAAAGAAAACGCAGAGGCAAAACUGUCGAUGAAAACAGCGCCCCGUUUUUCUCCUUUUGAUCACGAAAGUACCGUUUUUCUUCUGUUUAUUUUAUUUCCUUAUAUUUCUUUUAAAUUCUUUCGAUUUCUUUACAUUUUCUUUAUACUUUUCACAAACGAAAUAAGAUUUCUUGCUGAUACCACGCAUUGUUGUUCAUUCUCGUCGAAAGCGAGUUCCUUCGUGGAACUCGCGUUACAAGAACGCGUCUUCCAGAUUGUCUGGCCGGACAUGCAGUUACACCUUUCAGAAGAAAAAGACUUCCAUUCUUUUUCUUCUAACAAGGGAAAACUUGUACACCAUAGAUCAUGGCCACAUUUGUUUAACGACCCACCGAGUUCAUCGAUAUAUCGCCAACCGAAGGUUUCAAUGACACGCACGAUCUCGCAAUCGGCAGCCACUGCGUCGUGAUCUUGCGGUCCUCAAUACGCACACCCAAAUCACUGUCUAUUAGAGCAAUGUUCACCCUUACUAUCUUUGCUCGAUUUUCCGCUCGGUCGAGAUCAUUUCUCGAGCUACGGAAAACGCAUCAAGAAAAAUGAAAAAAAAAAAAAGAAACAAAUUUGAAAGAUUCGUGACGAAGGAAAGAAAGGGAAGAAAAGUGAAUGCUCGUCACGAACAUUCGAAAUUAUAGUUAGAGCAAGAUCGCACACCGUGUGUGUCGCGUGUUGUACGAUCGCGCAGCGGUAGAAGAAUUUACCAACAUCAUAGUGACUUGACGUCUUUGCCGUGGACGAGAAAACCUCCGCCCCUUUUGUAAGAACAAGGGGAUGAAAUAAGAUAAAUAACAGGACAGUUAUCUCGAGUGCGGUGUGACCGGAAAUACACACCGUUCGUCGAUAACUUCUGCAACGAUUGUGAGAAUAAAAGACAUGAAAGAAAAUAGAUAAGAGGACGGUUCUCUCGAGCGCGGCGUGGACGUCGGGCGUGUUGUCUCGUAUGCGUGAAACAAAUGUCUCCGGAUGGAAGUAAACAGAGCACACAAAUAGCGAGUAAAACAAAUGAAAUUGUAUAAGGUAAAUCACAUAUAGAAGACAGGAGUCAAAAAGGGAGUCGUCGACAACGCAGAGAAAAAGAGAGAAAGAGAGAGAGAGAGAGAGAGAGAAGAAAAGGAAAGAUUCACACACGCGCAGAGAAAAUAUUUUCUUUUUUCCCAGGAGUAAUACUCUUCUCUGACUUCGUGUUGUACCUAUUCUUUACCAACUAUUUUCCAUAUAAACCAACGGAUGAUUUCGUUUUCUCUUUAUGCGCGUGUCACGCUCCAAGCUAGAGACAGGUCAAAAAAACAGGUACUAGCGUUUAGCCAGAAUGUUGUAUAUAUUAUUGAUUAAUGAUUAAUAUUAAUAUUAUUAUUGUAUCGGCUCGAUAGUUUAAUUGAUUAAUCAAUUAUAUCGUGAUAGUCGGCAUAAUUGUGGAUUCAGUUUUUGUACGGUAGGAAAAACGAUCUACUUAAUGCGAUCGAUCGGUCGACAAGUAUUAGAUUAAAAAACGGGUAGGUAAGUUCUCUUCGGCUCGUAGCUUUGCGCUUACCAUUUAUUACUCAUUUUUACUUUCUUUUCUUUUUCUUUUCAUAUUUCGCGUCCGAGCGGCGAUGCUUUCGGGAUAAAUCACCGAGACUUCCUAUUAUUUAAAUCGCAUCGAAGAUUUAACGAAAGAUUAUGAAUUACACCGAACGAAACAAAGUAAAAAGCAAAGUAACGUGUUUUUAUACCGGCGUGUGCUCGUAUUCUGUCGCAACGCGUUUUCUUCUUGCUUUUUUUUUUACGUAUUUCUUUUAUCGAUAAGCGUAUUUUACAUUAAUUUCUUUUUUCCACGUCCUAAAUUUUAGUCUUCGUAUUUCGACAUUCUUUUCUUUAUGCAUGGUUAUGCAUAUUAGACGAUACCCUACCCCAGGUUGAUCCAAUUUGCUCUUUUUACUUAAUUAAUAUAGUUCGUUUCAAAAUGAAAAUGCAUUAGUCUAAAUCAUUUUAUCUAUAUGCGGCUCGACAUAAGGAUUGAUCGAUCGAUCCAAUGACCCAAUGGAAUAAUUUUCCUUUCAGUAUGCGUUAAACUUUACCCGUUUAAUUCACAAAUAGGACUUCCGUUGAUGUUUUAUCAACUCAGAUGAUCGAAUUCAAGAACAAACAAAAUAAUUAUCGAUGAUUUGCGCGAAAACCUGAUAGCUCGAUCGAUCGAUCGUCCAAUGGAAUAUCUUCACGAUCGAUAAAGCAAACACGGUAACGUUCUAUUCAUUUCCGCUGUCGUCGCGGAGGAUGUUUGAGGAUUACGAGACAGAGGAAAAUACAAAACAAGAAAACACACGAAAAGCGUGGGUGUUUCGAAAUAUUUUUCGUCAACUGCCUGCUGCCUGCCUGUGCAAACUACGUUGCCUCGACAAAUAUGUCUAAUUUAUUGACGAAACGAUAAUUAGAAGGACAUUUAAGCUGCGUGCGUGUAAGUGAUAGCCGACAAAAUAAGAUGCUGUGUAUGUGUGUACGCGUGUGCGUGUACUUUCGGCCGAGAAUGAGUGUGAAUGAAACGAGUGAACUGAAGGAUGUGUGAGAAUAAAUGAAUGAAAGAAAGCCGGAACAAGGAAUAAGCGCGCAUCUGGUACCGGGUGGUCUUCGACGGAAUAUUCGUUUCUUUCCCGUUCUAUCUGUACGUUGGCGAAAAAAAAAAAAAAGAAAACAAUUUUAAUGGGCAAUCAACAAAUUUAUCCAAGUCUCGGAAAUAUCGAAAUAAUCGCAACUGAAAUGAAGUUGAUUGUAUGGAAAAGGCGAAAGAACGCGAUAUGUACAAAGACCACUUCCGGCCCGAUUUACAAGCCUGUUUCACAUAAUGUUCUUUUCUCAUGUGUUCUUUUUUUUUCCUUUGAAGCCUGAACUAUUGCAACGAGCGAUCUCACGUCUAUUUAAGCAUAAGUUUACGAGUUUAGCAUGGUAUUGCUGUAUAGUGGCGAGUGAACGCGAAGAAUUUAUAAAUAUGUAAUGCCUUAAUGUUAUAUAACGAUAAUAAUGGAAUAACGUUACUGUAUAAUUAGUGACGCGCAAGGAGUACUGGGAGAAACAAUGAUCGUGACAGUUAGAUAGAUCGAAAGGGUGGGUGGUAAGAAAAAAAAAAAAUGACGAACGAACGAGCAAACAUAAAAAAAGAAUAUGUGUAACAGACAAAAUAACAAAGAGGAGUGUAGUACGUGCGGCCGUUUGUCUCCAUUCUGUUCGUGAUUUGAUAUUUUUUUAUAAUUCCGACGACGAGGGCGAACGAUAUUAGAGAGAAAGAGAGAGGGAGUGAGUAUAAAUGGAGCGUGUAUAGAGAACGGACUGCUAUCUAAAAUAGUUCAGGCUAGAUGUCGAUGUUUGUAGCAGAUAAAGAACAAAAAAAAAAACACAACACAGCAUAUUGUAAUUAAAAUUAAAAGUCAUUAAUACCG
This is a messenger RNA of Bombus pyrosoma, 7998 nucleotides long. Its product is annotated as protein gustavus. Gene Ontology annotation, cellular component: SCF ubiquitin ligase complex. The record is from RefSeq and is a predicted model, not a curated record. Gene Ontology annotation, molecular function: protein binding. Bases 506 to 2266 code for a protein of 586 amino acids. NCBI's taxonomy places the organism in Eukaryota, Metazoa, Arthropoda, Insecta, Hymenoptera, Apidae. The transcript is spliced from 6 exons. Gene Ontology annotation, biological process: proteasome-mediated ubiquitin-dependent protein catabolic process.